ACAGCGGGGCCGGAGCUAGCGCCGCCACCAGCCCUGCGGGCCACGCCGAGGCAGGCCAUGCGCUGCCUGGCGCUCUGAGCUUUCCACCCUCCGCGCCCCGAGGGCCGUGCCGCCCGGCUCGGCCCCCCCGCACCCCGCCAGGCAGGGGGAAGGCGCCCGGCGCGAUGGUUCUCUCCGGAUCCCAUGCCGCUCGGGAUAGUGCCUCCGCAUCAAGCUGCUCUGGAUUGCAAAAGUGGAGGGGGGAACUGAAACGAAAUUUCCCCUUCCCCCCCGACAAGCACAGGUUUAAAGGAAAAGAAGAAAAAACCCAACGCCCCAAGAAGAAAGAGAGAAACUUGAGUUAAACCCCUGCUGCCCCCCACCAGCGUCCUCCCGGUUCGGCGAAGAGGGACUUGCACUGCCAUCUCGGCGCCCCAGCUCUGUCCUGCGGCCGUGGGAACUGGAGCCGAGCCCAAGCGGACAGAGGUCUGGUCCCCGCUGGAUGCGGUGGGGAUCGAGAAAUUGGCGCCCAUGCACUUUCUCUUUAGGAAGAAGACAAGUAACCAAACCACGUUGUCAAACUGCUGACCCAAGAGGGAAAUGAGAAGACUAUGUGAGGUAUUGACUGAUCUGGGAAUCGAUACAAUUUGUCUAAUGCAACAGGGAAUCAGGAGUUAAGUACAUAUAAGGGAAGAGAGGAUCUGUUUGCUGAGAGAGGACGGGACAGAUACACCUUGAUACCAAAAAUAACCCUCGGCAGCAGCGAGGUACGAGGACGGGAUCCAGAUUUCUGCAGACCACCGAAUCAAUGAAACCGUAUUUGCAAAACUGGCGCAUCGAUCCCACUUGGCAAAACGGCUCAUCGAUGGCAGCCUGCUCGUAAGCCGCUUGUAGAGCUGUCUUCUGCCCACGUCUUUCCAAACGCCCCUUGUCGCCUUUUUUUCCCGCCCACACUGUUUUUGUGAGGGAGGGAAGAUACACUUUACCCCCCUAUCGGGGAGUUAGGCCCAUCGCAAAUGGCAUCGUUUCCCGAGUCCGACUUCCAGAUCUGCCCGCUGUGCAAGGAGAUGUGCGGCUCGCCGGCUCCCCUCUCCUCCAACUCCUCCACCUCCUCGUCUUCCUCACAGACCUCCAGCUCCUCCGGAGGCGGCGGCUCCUCCUGCGGUGGCCCGCCACGGCGGCUGCACGUCCUGCCCUGCCUGCACGCCUUCUGCCGCCAGUGCCUGGAGGCGCAGCGGCACCCCGGCGCGGGGGACGCGCUCAAGCUGCGCUGCCCCAUCUGCGACCAGAAGGUGGUGAUCUCGGAGCCCUCGGGCAUGGACGCGCUACCCUCUUCCAACUUCCUCCUCAGCAACCUGCUGGACGUUGUCGUCGUGGCUGCUGCCGCCGACGAGCAGAAGAACGGCCGCGCCACCGGGGCCGGCCCCGCCGCCGGCUCCGGCGCGGGAGGAGGAGGUGGCAACAACCGCCACCACGGCCGCCCUCCGCCGCCGCACCGCGCCGCCGGCUCCUCGCCCGCUGCCGCCGCAUCGGCCGCGCCCUCCUCGACUUCGUCGUCCUCCUCCUCCUCGGGCGGCGGUUCGGCGGCGCUUCUGCUGCGACGGCCCCACAGCCGACAGGGCGAGCCCCGCUGCAGCUCCUGCGACGAGGGCAACGCCGCCAGCUCCCGCUGCCUCGACUGCCAGGAGCACCUGUGCGACAACUGCGUGCGGGCGCACCAGCGCGUCCGCCUCACCAAGGACCACUUCAUCGAGCGUUUCGCCGCUGCCGGCCCCGCUGCUCCGCUCGGUCUCAGUCCGCCCUACCCCGCCUCGCCCUACAACAUUCUCUCCGUCUUCCCCGACCGGGCUAGCUACUGCCAGCACCACGACGACGAGGUACUGCAUUUCUACUGUGAUACCUGUUCUGUACCCAUAUGUCGGGAAUGUACCAUGGGGCGACAUGUGGGUCACAGCUUUGUCUACCUCCAAGAUGCCCUACAGGAUUCCAGGACUCUCACCAUUCAGCUCCUGGCAGAUGCUCAGCAAGGACGACAGGCCAUUCAACUAAGCAUUGAGCAGGCGCAGGCUGUGGCAGAGCAGGUUGAGAUGAAAGCGAAGGUGGUACAGUCUGAAGUCAAAGCUGUGACAACUAGACAUAAGAAGGCCUUGGAAGAGCGGGAGUGUGAGCUGCUCUGGAAGGUGGAAAAGAUUCGCCAAGUCAAGGCUAAGUCGCUCUACUUGCAAGUUGAGAAGCUGCGUCAGAACCUGAACAAGCUGGACAACACCAUCAGCGCUGUUCAGCAGGUGCUGGAGGAGGGCCGCACCAUGGAUAUCCUUCUGGCCCGGGACCGCAUGCUGGCCCAGGUGCAGGAGCUAAAGAGCGUGCGAGGCCUCCUGCAGCCGCAGGAGGAUGACAGGAUCAUGUUCACCCCCCCUGACCAGGCGUUGUACAUGGCCAUUAAAUCCAUGGGCUUUGUCAGCAGCGGGGCUUUCGCUCCCCUGACCAAAGCCACUGGGGAAGGCCUCAAGCGUGCGCUGCAGGGCAAAGUGGCCUCUUUCACAGUGAUAGGGUAUGACCACGACGGCGAGCCUCGCCUUUCCGGAGGUGACAUGAUCUCUGCAGUGGUGAUGGGCCCGGAUGGAAACCUUUUUGGGGCAGAUAUCAGCGAUCAGCAGAACGGGACCUACCUGGUCAGCUACCGUCCGCAGCUGGAAGGAGAGCACCUGGUGUCUGUGAUGAUGUGCAACCAGCACAUUGAGAACAGCCCCUUCAAAGUCGUCGUGAAAUCCGGGCGCAGCUACAUAGGCAUCGGGCUGCCGGGGCUGUCCUUCGGCAGCGAGGGCGACAGCGACGGCAAGCUCUGCCGCCCCUGGGGGGUCAGCAUAGACAAAGAAGGCUACAUCAUCGUUGCUGACCGCAGUAAUAACCGCAUCCAAGUGUUCAAGCCGUGCGGGACCUUCCAUCACAAGUUUGGCACGCUGGGCUCCCGCCCCGGGCAGUUCGACCGCCCUGCCGGCGUGGCCUGCGACACCUCGCGCAGAAUCGUCGUGGCCGACAAGGACAAUCAUCGCAUCCAGAUCUUCACGUUCGAGGGGCAGUUCAUCCUCAAGUUUGGGGAGAAGGGCACAAAGAACGGGCAAUUCAACUACCCGUGGGAUGUGGCCGUCAACACGGAGGGCAGGAUCCUGGUCUCUGACACGAGGAAUCACCGGGUUCAGCUGUUCGGGCCCGACGGCAUGUUUCUCAACAAGUACGGCUUCGAAGGGGCGCUCUGGAAGCACUUUGAUUCCCCCAGAGGUGUGACUUUCAAUCACGAGGGCCACUUGGUAGUGACAGACUUUAACAACCAUCGCCUGCUGGUCAUCCACCCAGACUGCCAGUCGGCACGCUUCCUGGGCUCGGAGGGCACCGGCAACGGGCAGUUCCUGCGCCCGCAGGGAGUGGCAGUGGAUCAGGAGGGGCGCAUCAUCGUGGCUGAUUCCAGGAACCACCGGGUGCAGAUAUUCGAGUCAAACGGCAGCUUUUUGUGCAAGUUUGGCACUCAGGGAAGCGGCUUCGGUCAGAUGGACCGUCCUUCAGGUAUCGCCAUCACCCCCGAUGGCAUGAUUGUGGUGGUCGACUUUGGAAACAAUCGAAUCCUUGUCUUCUGAUAGGUGUUUGAAUUAGGAAGAAACUGUCUCAGGGAAAUUCUUCUAAGAGAAAACAAAAUACAACAUUAAUUCAAACCUACCUCAUCUUUAAUUUUUUUACAGAUGAAUGUACUUAUCUUUUCUGCAGGGAGUGAGCCUGUAAAGUUAAAUCCUAUCUACCUCAUCGUCCUCCCUCCCUUCCCAGGUUUCUCACCCCUCCCUGUCCCCACACACUCGCAGUUCAGAAUGUUUUACCUCUCCCCCUGCUGGGGUUUCAUGCACAAACAAGUGUUGCUGUGCACAUUAGGUGGUUUGUGUGGUGAAUUCUGUAGACUAAGCCAAAAAAAAAAAAAAAAAGGCUCUAUGUAAACUCUUUUAAUGGAGAAAAUGGUAGUAGGUGUUUGUAAAGAAUUUGUGUUCUUGACCGUACUGCAGUUCCGUGGGUGGGGACGUGGGGUGGGGGGAAGGCUUUUGUUGGGUUGUUUUGGUUUUUGCCUUGUUUUAAUUGCUGCUGCAGCAGAGAACUCUUUCCUGUUCUCCCUUUUAUACCUCGGUGUGUUUGAUUUUACUGGUGAGCACAGUGUGCUGCUCCCAGACACCUUUGAACCUUUUGUGGAAGUUAGUGGGAUUCAGUGGCCGGGAAGAGCAAGUUCGCAUCUUUUUGGCAUUUCUGUGUAAUUGCUUUGAAACACAGUAAUCCAACAGCACAAACUGAAGCUGAUGAAAAUGCACAAAUUCCUUAAGUGUAAACCAAAUUCUUCAUUCUCGUGGCUUAGUGCAGUCAGUCUAAAAUUUAGAUAAAAAGCUUCCUUUAAUGUAUCCUGUCUCUAGUAUCUCUUUCUGCUUUUUUUUUUCCCCACCUGAAAGCUGUAUUAGUCUGUUAAAAGUUGCUGUUUCUUUUAUCAGUGUACCUAAUCUGGGUAACAGAAGAGGUUACAAGGAGCAUUGAAACAGGGAAAAUCAAACCCUUUUGAUUUACUUUCUUGUGAAAUUACUAAUUACUAGCCCCUUGCCCCCCCCCCUUUUUUUCCCCCCACCUCUUUAGAGAGACAUUUAAGGGAAUAAUGUUUGAUGGCUAUGUUAGGACAGAAGUGGUACCUUUUUGGAGAAGUAAGAAAUAAGCACAGCUUUGGAGAUUCAGGGUGUGUUUUUGGAGAAGUCAACAGGUUGGGGUUUUUUUUUAUUUAAAGAGGAUUGCAAUAACUAUCAUGACAAAAAUGCUUUUCAUCUUCUGGCUUCCCCAAAGAGCUGGACUGAAAUACAGGAAGGUCUGCUGUAGUUCUUCGGGUGAGGUGAGACUGUAGUUCCAUGUGUCUUUUGCUAAGAUCCAAGUGAAAAUUGACCAGUACCAACAUAAGGCAAAUUGCAUCAAGAUGAAACUCUGCUGCUUUUUUUUCCAGAGCAGUACCAAAGAAAUCUGUAUAAAAUAAAUGUAUAUAACUCUUAAAGGCUUGGAGGCAGGGAGAAGUCAGCCCUUUCAGGGAUAUAAAGCCAGCUUUUCUGAGGAGCAGAAACCUUUCUUGGAGAACAGAGAUCUCUAGCAAAAUGUGACUUUGAGUCCCAGAAAAUAUUUGGGUUUAUUCUUCAGUUUCUUGCAUUGCAGUUUAGCUGUUGAUGCAGAUACGGUCUCUAGAGAGCUGUUGCUUCACCCUCGAGAUAAGGCCUUUGGUGGCAAAGGAGAAUGGUUAACGUGGGGGACAGAGGGCUUUUCUAUCUCUGCAAUGGAAAAGUUCAUCUGUCAGUAGCCUUAGGCUUGGGAAUGCUACGUUAUUUACCUUGCUGUUUGCAAGGAAGGAUCUCUGAAACACAGUCCUUAUCAAAUGGUCUGAAAAGCCUUAGCUGGCCUCCAGGGACAGCGUUCCUCUCUCUGCUAGCCACCAGGCACAAGGGUGACCUGAUGUCAGAAGGCUCUUGACGAGUUUGUGAGAAAUCACAAGGUGCACUUUCUUUCUUGCUGCUUUUCCCCUCCAAGGACUGUGAACUUUCUGGGUUUUGUAGGAAUCCUGAUGAUGUGUGCAGACGAGAGAGCUGCCACUUUAGAGAAGGCUUAAACUAGAGGACCAGAAAGACAGAUUCAUGAGAUGGCCUUUGAAAGAAGGGUGAGGGAAAAAACACCUGAAUUAAAUGUGGUAGAGUUAACUGCUGCCUUUCAGCCAGAGUCUCGAGCAGGCAAACUCUCCAAAGCAGUGUGUUUCUGUUAGGCUUGAGCUUUAGACAGCACAGUUUAAAAAUAGUCUUCAAGAGAUAAUCUUUUAGUGGCAGGUGUCUGCACAAACUUCUGUGGCCACUCCAAGUGUAGGUAGCAGGGAAAGCUAAGCUAGUUUACCUGCAGCGUGUCCGAGUUCUGCUUGCAUACAUGCCUGCCUCCUUGAGGCUGGCCUGCAGCUGGGGCAGACACCAGUCUUGUUCAGUCCAAGAAUGACUUGCAAUGUGGGACUGUGAAAACUAAUAGGCUGCAAGAUCUAGAUACCAAAGAAAACUGCUUGAAAAAAGCUUUAAUGUUUAGUUUGCAGUGUCCUGGCAUUUGUCCUAUCAUGUCUUAAUAAAAAUGCCAGGUCUCUGAAUACCUUGACCAGUCUUUAAUACCUUGAUUCAGACAGUGGUGGAGUAUGCUAGAAAUGCUCUUGUGUUUUAAUGCUUGUCCAGUUCUUGCCUUCUCUAAGACUAGAAGGGAGCUUUUCCAAGCAUAAAAAAAAACAUUGUGUGCAUUCAGGAUUUAGUUGAAUUGCAGAAACCUUUUUGCCCUUCUCCAGCCUGUACCGUGUAGGCGACAGAUGCUGAAGUUGCCCUUUUAUUUUGUAUGGAGCCAUUGCACAAACCUCCAGUCCAGCUCUGUCAGGAAGAGGAAUAACUUUAACUCUUCCUAAGUUGCUGUCUAAUUCAGUGGGAUUUGCUUACAGACCAAACCUCUCUCUAGUGUUUGACCUCAUAUGUUGGGGAGCUUUUUUGUUUCAAAAACACUGCUAUUUAGCUACCCAAAAGAAGUCCUUAUCCUUGUCAUAGGUAGUGCUAAGCACACUUGGUCUCGUUGGAAUAUGGUAGUGUAGCUUUAUAAAAGGGAGUGGUUUAUAUGCAAUGAAGAUGAGUAGCGGUAACAUACAAUGCCAAUGUCAGAUGCCCCAUAGGGGCUUUUCAGAGCGAUACAUAAACAAGAGUCAAGUCUUGCUCUGUGUUUCCAUGCAUGUUCUCGGGCUGUGCAUGCUCUCAGGUUAAGGCCCCAGCAUCACCACAUACACAGUGCAGAGAGAAGCAGCAAGGCUCUGAAGCUGGGUUGCAAACUGAACAGGCAUUCAGAGUAAUCUGAACUAGUGGAAGUGGCCUGGGGAAAGGUGAAGUGAGCUCGUUGAGCUUGUGUCUCUUCCUCUUGUGUCUGACACUGGGAAACAACAGAUGUGAGUGAUGGACCUUUCUAUUGGAACUCCCAAAGGAAUUUCACUAAGCCAGGUUAAACCAGUGGCUCUCGGUAAACUUUGCUUGACAAAACGUUGUCAGCAGUCAGUAUGGCUGGUUUGGGUUCAGCCUGUGAAGCAGUCUUGUCCUUUCUCAGACUGAAGCAGACUCACUGCUUCAGAUAACUCACUCCUUUUUAUUUAGUACCUUUUAAAUCUAACUUAUUUGUGGAAGCCCAUAAACCUUAAACUGGUAGAGAAGGGAAGGGAAGGAUGGCAACACCCAGGCUGAGUGCAGAGCGGGGCUAGAUGUAACCAAGGUAGGAGAAAGAAGAGGGAAGGCAUUUGGAUGGGGCAUACCCUUGGGAUUGCAGGGAAGUGGACCCAGUCCGUUCUGUGGCAGCUAAACCUGGUUUCUGAAGAGAGCAGGUGGAUGGGCUUUGCUUGCCAUAACUUUGAUGGGAAGAUCUUUGUUCAGGUCUGGUUUUUGAAAAGCAUUGUGCCAAAGUGUUUUGUGUUUGUUUGGGGUGCUUUUUUGUUUGUUUGGGGUUUCUGUUUGUUUUUUUUUUUUUAAGGAGUGUAAGCCAAAUGGUGCCAAAAGGUAAUAGGGUAUUUAAAGAUAGAGAUAGUUAGACAAACAGUUUGGAGCUGUAUAAAACAAAUGAACACUGGUACUUGCGUUAGACAAAUAUUGUACCUUUUGGUCUUUGAGUCCUUGGGAGUUUGAAACCCAGUUUGCUGUGGUACAAAAUGCACAACUAGAUAUGCCACUAUCUUUUUCUUGAAGUUCUACCUCACUUUGCUGAAGCAAAUCAUCUACCUCAAUUUAGCAUCAGACAGGUAUGAGAAACGAUUGAGAAUCUGCCUGGGGGAAGGAUUCAUCCUGCCCACUGGGCAAGCAUUCUAAUUGAAAAGGAGAUAAUACUAAGUGUGUACCAUGUGGUGACUUCCUGCUUUUGUUUGCUUUUGGUUUGCUGCCUUCCCGUGGACGUAGUAAGCUGUCCUUGCUAGAGAAGCUGUCGGUGAAACCAAACGUGUGUAUUGUUGGGGCAAACCGGACCAAGAUACACCUGGAACGCUGUUGCGUUCAUUCUGUUUUCACUGCAAAGAAAGAAACGGUAACCUUUGUCAGUAUUAUGACACUAGUAGCUGGCAUGACAGCCUUCGUGUUCACUUGCAAGUGUUCUUAUACCCGUGAGACCUUUAAGGUCUUCUCUACAAGAGGAAAAACUUUGAAGCAUGCCCACAAGUAAGUCCAGUUUGGGAAGACUAGCGUUAGGGUUGCUGCAAACACGAUGCUGUGUCGGAUGCUCGAAGGGAUAAGAUACUGAUCUUUGAUUUGUUUGGGUUUUGACUUGGUGAUUUUUAUUAGCAGCUUUCUUGACUCAAUGGAUUUAUUUUCUUUUUUUUUUCCACCGUGACAAAGCAAGUUCCUAUUUCUGGAGGGUGGUUUAGGUUGUGGCAGUCUCAGGAGAGGCAGUUUAAAACUAGUAUGUUGGGGGGGUUUAUGCAACUCAGUGAAAUGCAGCGAGCUCCUUGUUUUACCUGUGGAGUAAAGCUGCAGAAGCACAUUUUCAGAUGACUAUAUCCAAGUCUUUUUUUCCUCCCCUGCCUGUAAAAGGGGAUGACAGAAGUGGGUACAGGAGACCCCUACUAACAAUGGGCUGUGUUGGGUUUGGUAAAUGUUAUGGUGGAAAAUGUACAUUGAUGUCUCUAAGUGAUCUUACGGGUUAACGAGCCAAACUGGCAUCUUUUCCAUCAUUGUUUAACCAGUAAUGGUUCUAAAAAUGCUUUGUGUACCUGCAUGGUCUUAGACCUUCUAUUAAUGAUUGUAUCAACUUACAAACUCAGGUAGAUAAUUUUUUAAGCUCUUUUCAUAGAGCCUUACUGACUGAAUGUUAAGUGUCUGUGUAAUGAUGUAGUUAAGUACCUUCCUUUUGAGCUACCAGACUAGUUUAAAACAAAUAAAAUCCUUUUAUAGGUUUGUAGAGUAUUUUUCAGACAAUUAAGUAGUUUUUCCUUCAGAGAAAGAAUGUCUGUUUCUGGGUUUUGGUUUUAGUUUCUUUUCUAAGGUAACUAAAGUUUCUAACUAGUUUGUAAGGUGUUCUUAGUCACCUGAGUCGGUGGGGGUGUCUUACUGUAUGUGACUCUUGUAACUGUGCAUUACCUGUUAUGUGCUGCUUGAUUCAUACACGAUCCAUUGAAGUAGUGAGGGUGCUGAACGCAGGCCUGCAACUGAGGUCGCACAGUAAAUGGAGGUCUUGAACAAAAUUGAGGUCAUCAGCAUGAAAUCAAUGCCACAAACAUGCCAUUCCCCCCCAGAUUUUAAUUGACUGGUGAUGUAUGGCCUCAUCUUAAAACUUUAUUAGCAGUGUAGAAGUAGUGUUGCCUCGGUGCAGGUUUGCUUUGGGAUCCAGAAUGAUGUUUCUGUCCGUGGAUGUUUGGCAUCUUGAGUUGAUUCAGUUUGUAGUUGCCUCUUCUGUUGCAGGUGUUUCUUUUCUACUGUAGCGGUUGGUCAUGCUGCUCUUCUAACAGUAAAAACCUCUCAGCAGGACAGACAGUGCUCUGCUUUUAAUGAGCUGCUCAGCUUUUAUAUCUACUUGAUCAUGAGACAGGCUGUGACAACAACUUCCCAUGCUCCAAGAAGGGCAUCACAUUUCUACUGGGCUGAAAACUGACAUAAUGUAUAGAUGUCAGAUGCUGAGUAGCGCAGAGAAGAAAGCAGGACAGGUUAUGUGCAAACUUUUAUGUAGACUAAGUGAGCAGAAUGUUUAGAACCCUUGUGUUAAUGGAGGCUUCUGAAUGUAUCUUUGUGGUCCAUAGGGAAGGCUGAAGGAUGUAGCAAGGAGAUGAUGUAUCAGCUACUGGCAGCCUUAAAACAAAGUCAGUGUCUCUCUGGACUUUAAAAUGUUCCUAUGCAGUUUAUUUUAUUUUUGUUUAAUCAAAUAAAUGUGAGCUUUUUCCAUGGCAA
Molecule: messenger RNA, 9950 nt
Organism: Pogoniulus pusillus (Red-fronted tinkerbird)
Lineage: Eukaryota; Metazoa; Chordata; Aves; Piciformes; Lybiidae
Gene: TRIM71
Product: tripartite motif containing 71
Exons: 5
Coding region: 996-3611 (871 amino acids)
Biological process (GO): proteasome-mediated ubiquitin-dependent protein catabolic process; protein polyubiquitination; negative regulation of translation
Molecular function (GO): protein binding; translation repressor activity; ubiquitin protein ligase activity
Source: RefSeq, a predicted model, not a curated record